CAGCAAGCAGUGAGAGUGAGACAGUGUCAGAGGAUGCUCCUGGUCUGCAGGGCCCAGUGCUGAGGGAGGUCCACAGAGCCAACUGGUGCCCACCAUGUCUCACCACCAACACUACCAGCGAGGCCCCCAUGGCCGCACCAUGAGCUCUGAGGAGAGGAGCUCCACGCCAGUCAACAAGACCUCCACACCGGUUCACAAGAGCGCCUCUUCAUCUUCCUCUUCCCAGCGCGACAGCCGGCAGGAGGCAGACAGCUGGGAAAUCAUUGAGGGGCUGAAAAUUGGUCAGAGCAACGUCCAGAGGCCUGAUAAACACGAGGGGUUUAUGUUGAAGAAGCGGAAAUGGCCCCUGAAAGGCUGGCACAAGCGUUUUUUUGUUCUGGACAAUGGUAUCCUGAAGUACUCCAAGUCCCCCAUUGAUAUCCAAAAAGGCAAACUUCAUGGCAGUAUCGACGUCGGCCUCUCAGUCAUGUCCAUCAAGAAGAGGGCCCGUCGCAUCGACCUGGACACUGAGGAGCAUAUCUAUCACCUGAAGGUCAAAUCUCAAGACAUCUUUGAUGCCUGGGUGUCGAAGUUGCGUCAUCAUCGGCUUUACCGCCAGAACGAAAUUGUGCGAUCUCCCAGAGAGGCCACUAUGCGAACAUUUCCUCCCCCAGCUGCCAUUGAGUCCCCCCAACCUGCCUCGAGUGUGGUUCGUGAAGCCAAGCAGGCCAAGCCCAGCAGCUUGCCAUGGCAGCCGGUGGCCCCCAGUAGCGGCAGCAACAGCAGCCUGCCUGCCUCCUACAGUAACGGCCAGAGCAAGGUGGUUGCUUGGCUGCAGGAAUCAGAGGAGAUGGACAAGUGCGCCGAGGAGCUCGCACGAUGCCAGUCCAACCUGACUGAGCUGAGCCGGUUAUUGCAGAGUCUGGAGAUUCUGCAAAGGACACAGUCAGCACCCAACUUCACAGAUAUGCAGACCAAUUGUGUUGAAUUGUCAAAGAAAGAAAAGCGCUUGAACAGAAGAUGGAGAACAAAAAGUGUCGGCAAAGAUGCAAAAUUCCAGCUUCAGGUCCCUCUGUCUGCCAGCAUGUCCCCCAUCCGCCUCCACUCAUCCAACCCCAACCUGUGUGCCGAGCUGGUGGACUUUCAGCCCCCUGUCUCCCGGCUGACAGAAAGUGUAGAGUGUGCCAGUGACUACAUUAAACUUCAGGAGGAAUUCUGCACCAUCGCCCAGAAAGUCCACUCUCUGCUGAAAUCUGCCUUCAACACAGUGGCCAUAGAAAAAGAGAAGAUCAAACAGAUUCUGUCUGACCAGGAGCAGUCAGACCAGUCCGCCCAGAUCAACUCUCUCAGGAAGUCUCUGUCACAGGCCCUGUCCCAAAACGCAGAACUUCGAACCCGACUCAACCGCAUCCACUCUGAAUCUGUCCUGACUGAACAAGUUGUCAGUGUGAACGUCAUCUCCACGCCUGAUGAGGCUGGGGAACAGAUGGGGAUCCCUCUGACUCAGCAGGCCUCUAAUGAGAGCCGACUCUCCAUGUCGGAGUCUGUCUCUGAGUUCUUUGAUGCCCAGGAAGUGCUUCUGUCAGCCAGCUCGUCGGAGAAUGAGGGCUCAGACGAUGAGUCAUAUGUCAGCGAUGUGAGUGAUAACAUUUCUGAGGACAACGCCAGUGUGACUGAUAACGUCUCCAGACAAAUGGCAAACGGAGACUUUGCUGGCAGUGCCUUCCGUAAUGGGCGGCGCACCUGCCUGUCGGCGCCGUGUCCUGACACCAGCAACAUUAACCUCUGGAACAUCUUGAGAAACAACAUUGGCAAGGACUUGUCCAAAGUGUCCAUGCCUGUGGAGCUCAAUGAGCCCCUCAACACCCUGCAGCGUAUGUGUGAAGAGCUGGAGUACAGCGAGCUGCUGGACAAGGCUGCUGAGACCGAGGAUCCCUUUGAACGCAUGGUUCUCGUCGCUGCUUUUGCCGUCUCAGGCUACUCAUCCACUUACUACAGAGCAGGAAGUAAGCCAUUCAACCCGCUACUCGGAGAGACUUAUGAAUGUAUUCGGGAAGACAAGGGCUUCUGUUUUUUCUCGGAGCAGGUGAGCCACCACCCUCCCAUCUCCGCCUGCCACUGUGAGUCUAAGAACUUCACCUUCUGGCAAGAUGUGAGAUGGAAAAACAAGUUCUGGGGAAAAUCGAUGGAGAUUUUACCAAUUGGGACUGUGAAUCUCAUGAUUCCCAGGUUUGGAGAUCACUAUGAAUGGAACAAAGUCACCACCUGUGUACACAACAUCCUCAGUGGACGGCGGUGGAUCGAACACUACGGGGAGAUCACCAUCAGAAACACAAAGAGCAGCGCCUGCCUCUGCAAACUUACCUUCGUCAAGGGAAACUACUGGAGUUCUAAUGUGAAUGAGGUUCAAGGAUUUGUGAUGGAUCAGGAGGGGAAAGUGAUCCACAGGCUCUUUGGAAAAUGGCACGAGGGCCUUUACUGUGGUGUCCCACCUUCUGCCAAAUGCAUCUGGAGGCCAGGCUCCAUGCCCACAGACUAUGAGCUGUACUAUGGCUUCACCAGGUUCGCCAUUGAACUAAAUGAGCUCUGCCCCGAGUUGAAAGAUGUUCUGCCCCGAACAGAUGCAAGAUUCAGGCCAGAUCAAAGGCAUCUGGAGGAGGGGAACUUGGAGAUGGCAUCCUCAGAGAAGCAGCGUAUUGAGGACCUGCAGAGAACCAGGAGGAAGUGGAAAGAGGAGAACGACAUCAAACAGGAGCCACGCUUCUUCAAGAAAGUGGUUGAUGGCAAUCACAGGGAGAGGUGGGUCUCAAACAACACGUACUGGGAGCUCCGCAAAAAUCCCGGCUUCAUCAAUAUGGAACAUACAGUGAACCUGUGGUAGCACACGGAUCGACAAGUCCAUCAUGUGGUCAUCGCAGAUAAGAAGGCUGUUACCUAUGCACAAUGAGGUGUUAAAGAGAAACACGUUGAUGAUGAAACAUCUGUGUGCAUGGACUGCAGACUGAGGAAUGGCCUGAUGCCCAGCAACCCUGUCGAGGUUCUGUGGCGCUGCCACACGGUCAUCCAUCCAUGGAAACAUCCUGUAGGAUCACCUUCAUUGUGCUUGUCGAAGCUGGGUUGUCAGGGCAACAAUCGUACCACUCCUAUGUAGAUCUUUCCUCAGCUCCUUUGACUUCUGAGUAUGUCCUUGCCUUAAAAAGACACCCAUACAAACGAUUUAGCGCUUUUUUUGUUGAGGCCAUUUGAUUUCUGACAGCCGUUUGGGUUAGACUAGUCUAUGAAGUAGACCUUUUGAUUACCUACAAUACCGUGCAUGUUUAGAGAGCAGCUUUCACUGGCAUAAAGCCGUAUUUACUAUAUCAUCAAUUAUUGUAGAAAAAAAAGAGGUAUUUUUAUAAAAUAUCUUGGACUCUGAAUUUAGUGAAAUAGCAUUAUGUGAAUUGGCAGAUUUUAUUUAUUUUUUGCCUUUUAAUACUGUUGAAUCUGUGUGAUAGCAGUACUCUCUCUCGGGAAACAGCUCAUUUAAAAUUAAUCUCGACCGCAGCAGAGGAAGUACAGUGUCCAUAGAUGGAGUUUUUAAACGAAUAUUUUUCAAACAGCAGCUCUCAAAGCUUGUGGUGUGGUGAAAGGAGAGGCAGGAUUCAGAUGAACAUCCUACUCUGGUGUUUUGAACACGUGAUGCAGGCGCACACCUUCAAACUUUACAGAUGUUUUUCUUUUUUUAAACCGUCAACAGAGAUCUGUCGUGGUGUCCGUUGUGUAAAUAGAGGGACCAGCCCUCCCCUUGCCCCACUGUCUAAUUUUAAACAUAGUUACAUGAAACCAACUCCUCUGAAUCAAUGGUUACAUAAAUACACACAUAACUCCCUCCAUAUAUAGUGGGCACACAUUCAGUCUUACUCUCUGAAUGUGGUGCAGAUAAAUGUGACGUAAUGGGCACGCUCAAACUCCAGACACUUAUCUGAAUCAAAGGUCGAAGACAAGAUGGUGAAGACAGUUGUAAAGAUUGUAAAGCCUUCUGAGAAACUUGAUUUUAGGUUUUAUAAAUAAGACUUGAGAGUGAAACAUGAGAAAAGCAGACACAUUUCCAGUACGAGGCUAAAUACUCAUCUACACCCAGCCAAUGUGCAAUUAUUUUCAAAUUAUCAACAAUGUAAUUAACAAAUUAUUCAUUUUCUGUAAUAAAUAGUCCCAUCACAGUUUACCAAAGGCCAACAUCCUUGUUCUGACAGACAGACAGACAGGACAGAGGCGACAGAGAGACA
This is a messenger RNA of Morone saxatilis (striped sea-bass), 4244 nucleotides long. It is a transcript of the gene osbpl6, whose product is annotated as oxysterol binding protein-like 6. Gene Ontology annotation, cellular component: intracellular membrane-bounded organelle; perinuclear endoplasmic reticulum; plasma membrane. The record is from RefSeq and is a predicted model, not a curated record. NCBI's taxonomy places the organism in Eukaryota, Metazoa, Chordata, Actinopteri, Moronidae. Gene Ontology annotation, molecular function: cholesterol binding. Bases 95 to 2860 code for a protein of 921 amino acids. The transcript has 22 exons.